AUGGCGACUCAUGACGAUCAGCCGUUCGAGACAUCUGCGGGCGUGACGAUUGCGCCGACGUUUGAUGCUCUCAAUUUGAAGGAAGACCUCUUACGAGGUAUCUAUGCCUAUAACUUUGAGAAGCCGUCAGCUAUUCAGCAGCGAGCCAUCAUACCGAUAACAAAGGGACACGAUGUCAUUGCCCAAGCACAGUCUGGUACCGGCAAGUCUGCCACUUUUGCCAUCUCUGCUCUUCAGACGAUCGACAUCAACUUGCGUGAGACUCAAGCGCUUGUGCUCUCGCCUACUCGUGAACUGGCGACUCAGCAUGUCUCCACUGUCCUCGCGCUGGGUGACUACAUGAACGUCCAGGCUUGGGCCUGCAUUGGAGGUACUUCGAUCGGAGAGGAUAUCAGGAAGCUCGAGCACGGUCAGCACGUCGUCUCUGGCACGCCGGGCAGAGUGUUCGACAUGAUCCGUCGACGCUCGCUACGAACGAGGAAUAUAAAAAUGCUCGUGCUCGACGAGGCAGACGAAUUGCUCAACCAAGGCUUCAAGGACCAGAUCUACGAUGUCUAUCGCUACCUGCCACCGGAUACACAAGUCGUGCUGCUCUCCGCUACCCUACCACACGAUGUGCUCGAGAUGACGGCCAAGUUCAUGACCGAUCCUGUCCGAAUUCUCGUCAAGCGUGACGAGUUGACACUCGAGGGCAUCAAGCAGUUCUUCGUCGCUGUCGAGAAGGAAGAUUGGAAGUUUGAUACUCUGUGCGAUCUCUAUGACACCUUGACGAUCACUCAAGCUGUCAUCUUCUGUAACACGCGAAGAAAAGUCGACUGGCUGACCGAAAAGUUGCGCGAGGCUAACUUUACUGUCUCAUCCAUGCACGGCGAGAUGCCCCAGAAGGAACGUGAUGCUAUCAUGGCCGAAUUCCGACAGGGCGCCUCCCGAGUACUCAUCACGACAGAUGUCUGGGCACGCGGUAUUGACGUCCAACAAGUCUCGCUCGUCAUCAACUAUGAUCUGCCAAACGCGCGUGAGAAUUACUUGCACCGCAUCGGACGAUCUGGUCGGUUCGGUCGCAAGGGUGUCGCUAUCAACUUUGUCACGAACGAAGAUGUCAAGAUCCUGCGCGAUAUCGAACAAUACUACGGUACCCUCGUCGACGAGUUGCCCUUUGGCCACGAAGGGUUCACUGGCGCUAGAUCUGACGAUCAAGUAACAAAGGCAAACAUGAGGCAUAACACGGGCAUCUUGCUUGUUGCCGGCCUACUACCGACUGCGUUUGCGUUCAGUGGAAGAGGGACGUUCUACAAUACUCAGACUGGCAGUGCAGGCUCGUGCGGCUCGAUGCUGUACAACUCAGAAUUCGUCGUCGCAAUGAACGAGCAGCAGAUGAACAACGGCUGGUGCGGUCAGACAAUCACAAUCUCCUACGGCGGCAAGUCUACUCAGGCCACCGUUCAGGACAGGCAGAACAGUUGCCCGGGCUGUCCAUAUGGCGCGCUCGACCUCUCGCCCUCGCUCUUCUCCUACUUUGCCGAUCAAUCCGUCGGGGUCAUCCAGAUCACCUGGUCAGCGGGUGGCGGAGGCGACGACCAGCCUGCCAGCUCGACCACGCCACGUUACACGCCCAGCACAUCUUACUACACUCCCCCUUCGUCAACCUACACGCCGCCCGCAACGACACAACAGCAACAGCAAUGGACAUCGAGUUACGUAGCACCUUCGAGCGUCUAUGUUGCUCCCACGACGAGCACCAGAGCGUCUUCCUCAUCAAUUGUUGUCGUACCCUCGUCUACUUCGUCCGCCGUCCCGCAAGUCACGCAGGACGCGAGAACUGCACAGAUCGACGCACAACCUCUUGGCAAUCUCGAUACGAUCAAUCAGCUCAUCAUUGCAAUGGGUGCAAUUGUCGGUGCGGCAGGAUCCGCAAAGUAG
Molecule: messenger RNA, 1920 nt
Organism: Mixia osmundae IAM 14324
Lineage: Eukaryota; Fungi; Basidiomycota; Mixiomycetes; Mixiales; Mixiaceae
Exons: 10
Coding region: 1-1920 (639 amino acids)
Cellular component (GO): nucleolus; catalytic step 2 spliceosome
Molecular function (GO): ATP binding; RNA helicase activity; mRNA binding
Source: RefSeq, a predicted model, not a curated record